This is a messenger RNA of Chinchilla lanigera (long-tailed chinchilla), 7735 nucleotides long. RefSeq names its product centrosomal protein 164kDa (gene Cep164). The transcript is spliced from 29 exons. NCBI's taxonomy places the organism in Eukaryota, Metazoa, Chordata, Mammalia, Rodentia, Chinchillidae. The record is from RefSeq and is a predicted model, not a curated record. Gene Ontology annotation, molecular function: protein binding. Bases 2314 to 6396 code for a protein of 1360 amino acids.
GCCAGGGUGAACUUGGCAGGGAGGGAGCAGGUGGAGUUCAUGUCUUACCACAGUGUCCAGGUGUGCUUUCUUCUUACUUCCCCUCCCUUAGUAACUAUUGAUCCCUUUACCCAAGUGGCUGUCUUGUGGGAUAACAUGUAUUUCAGGUCUCUUCCACCCCAUCUCCUGCAAGAUAGGUCCUUUUUGACUUCUUUUCCCCAGGUAUAAUUGUUAAUUCGUGGGUGGUUCACAUGCCUUGAAAGUGAUCAGUCCUGAGAGUGGGCAGGGCGGUGUGGAUGCUGGGGAUCACACAGGAUAUAGACACCUUCUGAGGUUUGUGAAGCCUUUCCCAUCAGCUAAUUUUGGAGCAGGGUCCUUCCAAGUGAGCACCCUCCAUCGAAGCUGUGAACCUGCCCCUUCUCGGAGGCUUGCAGAGCUGGAGACUUUACACUCUCACGAAGGACUGAGGCAUGCAGCCUCCUUGUGCUGGUCAACGAGCUGUUUCCUCCUGGGUCCAGAACCAAAUUGCUAAAUUGUGUCAUGCUUGUGCAGACCCUAUUUGUGACUUCACUUCCUCUCCUACUGGGAUUUACCGAAGGGCUGGGCUUGUCCUGUCAUUCUAAUCCUUUGUCCCUGUAAGAGUCACCAUAUUCUUCAUCCAGAAGAAGUCAAGUUGGAUCAGAGACCAUGGAGAUCAGUCUGAAUUUCUCUGGCUGUUUUGCUCUGGCCCCAGCUGUGGCUUUACCCAGUUGUGCCCUCUGGUUCUUAAUUGCUGACAUGAGCUGGUUCUCUGUUAGCUUUAAUAACUACUAUAGUACUAUAAAUAUCAGAUAAGCUGCAGAUUACCCUGAAAGUUUUAAUUAGCCCAAUGGCAGCAAGUUUAUCUUCUCUGAAGGACAACGCCAUGCACAGCCCCAUGCUCAGAGUUAAUGGCCAUCUACAGAAGAUGAUCAGCUAGGGGCCAGGAAUGUAUAAUUUCCCUGCUAACCACUGAUUUAGUAAAGGCCUGGGAGAACAAAGGCCUCAGCAUGCCUGUCUCCCUCCCUCAAGCCCCUAGCACGUUAGCAAAUUAGCCACGUUAGGAGUCUGUAAUUUUCCAUAAAUACAGUGUGGGAAGAAUUUUGCUUGCUGAUAGGCUGGGGCUGGUUGGAAGGGCUAAAGGCGGGAGGGGCAGGACCAAUUUGCUCAUGGUUCACUUAGAGAAGCUCUUUUUUAUUUAUUUUUUUCCUGCUACAGUUCUCUUGUUGGCUGUGUGGCUUCGGAUAGGUGCUUGAUCUCACCAACCGCCAUUUAUUCAAGUGGGGAGUGUGGGUAAUGGCAGAGCCUGCCUCAGAGGGCUAUCGUGAGAGUAGGAUGAGACUUCACGUGUCAGUGGUCGUCAGGCAUUUUUAUGUAUCAGCUCUUUUUCUCCCUAGCAGUCCAGAUGACUGGGGAUCUGCAGAGGCUCAGGAUCUUUCUCACCUCUCCUUUUACCCGAGCUUCUGAUGCCCUCUCUGUACACAAAGAGGCCCAGCUGGGAUCACCCAGGACCCUGGCUCCUGAGCUGAGGCUGUGGCUGAGAAGGUGGCCAGUCUGAACUUCCUCAGCUGACCUCUUCUGGGUUCUUCUUCUUUAGUUCCUAUGGGAUUAGAGAGAAGCAAAACUUUUGCUUUCUUUUAUACGUUUUAAGUUUGAGAAACAAAGAGCUCUUUUUAAACUGUCCCCAGAGUACCGUUCUGGCCCGUGCUUCUGUAAGCCCAGGCAGUCACAGUGGAAACCCCAGUAAUGGUAGCAUCCUACAAGGCUAGGGUAGCCUGGGCCCCUGGCAAAGGCCCCUUCCAUGAGCUGCUCAGUAAACCUUCCCUGGAGGCACAGCACCCGCCAGCUUCAUCUUGCAGAUGAGUAAACUGGGAACCCCAGAGCCUGUAGGUCUGAUGCUUUCUGCCCCAGUCUGGUUUCUUUCCCCAGUCCUGGCCGGCAUGAAGCCUUUGUGAGAGCGGCACCGAAGUCUUCUCUCCAUCGACUGCAGCUCUUUGACAGGUCUCUCUCACCCACCUUCCUCAGCAGCGGAGAGGGGAGAGAGUUCUUUUAUUGUGCAUGUAUUUUUUUCAUUUUAAUUAAAGUAAUAGAAGGCAAGAGUUAAAAAAAAAAAAACAAAAAACAAAACCAAGUCAAAAAGUACCAAAAGGCAUAUGACAAAGUAGAGCAGUUCUCCAGGGUGCAGAGCCCUCUCCCUCCAGAGGCAACCACUGUUUCCUGGUGUUUACUUCCGUCUUUGUUAGUAAUAUGCUGAGAUCGCUUUUUCUACUCUCAUCACUUUUAAACUUGAUCUACUGAGAGCUCUUGCGCUGGUAGAUGAGAGUUUUGUCUCUGCAUCCCUCUCCCGCAUACUUCCUUCAUGACUUCCGCAAGGAGAGCAGAGCCCGGUGCAGCAUCUGCCAGAUGCAAGAGAGCUGUUUAUGUGCGAUGGCAUUCGAGUUACGAGAAUCAGGAAACAAGCCUGUGAUUUCUCUCACAGUUGGCACAAUGGCUCUGGGCUCCUCAUUAGCCCCGAUCCAGGUUCCUCUUGGUGGCCUGGCUCCUUUACGAGGUCUUGUAGAUGCCCCACCCUCUGGUCUUCGCGGAUCUCAAAACGUGAGUCGGGGGAGCUCCGCAGAGUCGGGUCAGCUUGGAGAAUUCCCGCUGCCUCCACAGGGUUUCCAGACUUCUGCUUGUCCAAAGGGUCUCUUGGGCAUCCAUGAGGAUAAGAAUGCUCUCAGCCUCUUGGCAUUAGGGGAGGAGACCAAUGAGGAUGAGGAGGAGAGUGACAACCAGAGUGUCCACAGCUCCAACGAGCUUUUCAAGAACCUGCACCUGGAUCUGGGGUCCCUGGGGGAGAACUUUGAAUAUGAGGAGUCUCCAAGAACAAGCCAGCCAGUGGAGAAGGACAUUUCUCUUGAUUCAGACCCUGCCGGCCCCGCUACUCCUGGAAAGCUCUUCGGCCACACUGGAGACAGUAGUCUGAGCGGCAGUGAUGGCAAAGGGCCACAGGACAGAAGGUCAAGUCCUUGGCUUGCAGGAAAAGAAGAGAAGGAGAAGAGUGACCCUGCGGCUUUCACAUGUCUGGUGACCCCUGGGGUGGACCCUGGGGUCAGUCAGCUUCCCAAGGCCUCUAAAAAGGACUCUAAAGAGGACCUGAGAGAUGCAGGUGAGGAGGCUUCCAGGAGAGAAGAGGCGGCAAAGGAGCUAAAGAGGGAGGCUUCUGCCCCCAAAGAGAGCAGAUCGGAUGCCAGUGAAGACUCGGAGGUUAGUGAACUUAUGAAGGAACCGCAGCUCUCAGACUCCGUGGCUUCUGACCCCAAGUCCUUCCUUGGUCUGGCCCUUGGUUUUCACAGCCGAGUCGCAGAGGACUUGCUAGAUGGUGACAUGCUUUCCCCUGUCCUGGAUGGCGCCCACUGGGAGUCUCAGGGCUUAGCAAGAGGAGACCGGGAUGGCAGUCAGUCCAGUCGAGCAGAGCUCCAGAGCAAGCGGUCCAAAGGCUCAGAGAGGUUGUCUCCUCCACUUCUACACGAGGAGCGGUCCCAGAGUCCCCUUCAUAGCCAGGUCACUGAAGAACAGCCUCCAAAGACCCCUGAGGGGCAGCCUGGGCGGAUGGAAGUGGGGGAGCCUGAGGAGGACUCUGUAGCCAGCCCCAUCCUGCUGGUGUCCCUCCAGAGGGAGCAGACCUCAAGCCCAGCAGCUGCCCACGAGAGGGGCCAGGCUGAGGAUCUGGGCUCUGGGCAGGAAGAGACUGAGGAGCCCCAGGAGGAGGUGGCAGUCAGUGCCAUUCCGCCAGUCUCUCCGGAGGUGCCAUCCCCAGAACCUUCGGGUCUCCCAAAGCACCUCUCGGCGCCUUCACUAGAAGUCCGGGAAGAGGCAGUGGCCCAGGAACUUGAGGAAGACCAGAGGCGGCUGCUGGAAUUGCGGCAAGAGAAGAUGGAGCAGCUUCGGAGAAAGCUGUGGCAAGAGGAGGAAGAGGAGAUGCGGCAGCUUCAGCAGAAGAAGGAGAAGUCUCUCAGUUCCCUGAAGGAGCAGCUGCAGAAAGCCACCGAGGAGGAGGAAGCUCGGAUGAGAGAGGAGGAGGGUCGGAGGCUGUCCCGGCUCCGAGCCCAGGUCCAGUCUAGUGUGGAAGCAGAUGAGGAACAAAUCAGAGCUGAGCAGGAGGUGUCUCUGCAGAGGAUAAGAGAAGAGUUCGAGGCUCUAGAAAAGACCGAAAGGGCCAGCUUGGAACAGAAAAGCAGGCGGACGCUUGAACAGCUCAGGGAAGAGUUCGAGGCCUCGGAGGAGAGAGCGCGGGCUGCCUUGAAGACGGAGAAGGAAGAGGCUUUGCAGCAACUGAGGCAGCAGCUGGAAGGGGAGAGGAAAGAAGCAGUGGCAGCGCUGGAGAGGGAGCACAGUGCUGAGCUGGAGCGGCUCUGCUCCUCACUGGAGGCCAAGCACCGGGAGGUCGUCUCUGGCCUCCAGAAGAAGAUAGAGGAAGCUCAGCAGAAAGAGACAGCCCGGCUUCAGGAGAACCUUGGGUGGGCAGAGCAGAGAGCUCACCAGAAGGCGCACCAGGUGGUUGAGUACGAGCAGGAGCUCAGCAGCCUCCUGCGAGAGAAGCGGCAGGAGGUGGAAAGGGAGCAUGAGAGAAAGCUGGACAAGAUGAAGGAGGAGCACUGGCAGGCCAUGGCUGAGGCCCGGGAGCUGUAUGAAGCCGAGGAGAGAAAGCAGCGGGCCGACCUCCUGGGGCACCUGACUGCAGAGCUGGAGCGGCUGCGGAGGGCCCACGAGCGAGAACUGGAGAUUGUGAGGCAGGAGCAGGAGCAGCAGCUCGAGGACCUGCGGCGCCGGCACCGGGAGCAGGAAAGGAAACUCCAGGACUUAGAGGUGGAACUUGAAACCAAAACUAAAGAAGUCAAGGCCAGAAAGGCUCAGCUGGAUGUCCAGGAGGAGACUGUGAGGAAGGAGAAGCAGCAGCUGCUUGAUGUACAGAGGCAGGUUGCUCUGGAGAGUGAGGAAGCUACAGCCACCCAUCAGCACCUGGAAGAGGCAAAGAAGGAGCACACCCACAUGGUGGAGUCAAAGAGGCAGCUCCGAAGGAUUCUGGACGAGCUGCAGGCCCGCAAGCUGGAGCUGGAGUCUGAAGUGGAUCUGCUGCAGGCGCAGAGUCAGAAGCUGCAGAGGCGCAUCAGCAGCCUGGAGGCUGAAGCUCAGAGGAGGCAGAACAUCUUGAGAGAGCUGGUGGCUGGGGAGAACAAUUCUUCUAUGCAUUUUGAGCCAGAUCUCCACAUUGAGGACCUGAGGAAAUCUCCUGGGACAAAGCAGAUCCAAGAGGUAUCUUCCCCUUUCUCCCAGAACAAGGAGGAGACCAUCUUGUCCUCGGACAGUGUCCGGCACUACCUCUCUGCCGAAGGGAUGGCUGUCCGUAGUGCCAAGGAGUUCCUGGUGCGGCAGACACGCUCCAUGAGGAGGCGGCAGACAGCCCUGAAAGCUGCCCAGCAGCACUGGCGCCAUGAGCUGACUAGUUCCCAGGAGGAAGCGGAUGACCCGCCGGGCACCAAGGCCCUGGAAGAUGUGCGCAAGAACUUGGAGGAGGAAACCAGGCACUUGGAUGAGAUGAAGUCAGCCAUGCGGAAAGGCCACGACCUGCUGAAGAAGAAGGAGGAGAAGCUGAGCCAGUUGGAGUCCUCUCUUCAGGAUGAGGCCUCAGAGGAGGACACUCCGAGAGGGAGCCCCGCCAAGAAGGUGGUGACCUUCGACCUCAGUGACACAGAAGACCUGAGCAGUGAAAGUUCCACAUCCUACCCGCUGCCUUUUGUCACCCAGACCCCAAGUCCUGCCUUCCCCAACAAGAUCCAUUACCUGAGCAGCUCCCUGCAGCGGAUCAGCAGCGAGCUCAAUGGUGUCCUCAGCGUGCUGGGCAGCCUCAGCACUCAGCCGCCGCCGCCACUCUUCACCUCCUCGCCGUCCUCCAGGAGUGCCUCUAUUCCCACCUUCUCCUCCCUGAACAGGGCCUCAGCCUCGUCCCCUGCUGUGCCCACGUCUACCCAGUGGGCUUGGGACCCGGGGCUGGGCCCUCGGCUCUCCUCCUCCGUGGCUCAGACAGUGGAUGACUUCCUGCUGGAGAAGUGGCGCAAGUAUUUUCCCUCCGGCAUCCCCUUACUCAGCAGCUGCCCUCCCCCACUGGAGAACAGGCUGGGCUACACGUCUGCCAGUGAGCAGCUCCGCCUCCUGCAGCGGCCCCAUUCCGGAGUCCCCGAGGUGGGCAGCGCCAGCAUCCAGGGCAUGAUUGAGGCCAACCGCAAGUGGCUAGACCGUUUCAAGAAGGACCCCAAAGUACAUCUCUUCUCCUCCUCGGUCCCCAAGCCAUCAGCCACUUCAAGCCUGCUGCAGCUGGGCCUGGAUGAAAACAACGGACUGAACGUGUAUCGCUAUUGAGCCCCAAGGUGGGCUUGGCAGCUGGCUCCUCCCCAGACCAAGUGCCUAAGCAGCUGCCUGCACUUUAUUCGGACAGAGCAUGCUCCUGUCCUCUGCUGUGCCCCACUCAGGAGCUGGAGGAAUCUGGAAAUGGGGGGAAAGGAUGGGAUGAUUGGAAAGUCAGCCACACUCCGUGACCAAGAACCUGACCUCGGGCUGAAAUGCAUGGACUUACAUGAGCUCGUGCAUGAACUUGGCAGCACUGAGGAGGUGUGCCCAUGGAGGGGCCUUGGGGACACUGGCACCUUUGGAAGGAAGGGUGGCAUUCAUAGAGCUGCCUUGGAGCCAAAGGAAUCCCUCUGGAGUAGGGUUGGUCUCGUGGACCGUCAGGGCCGUGCUGGGGUUCACGCUCCAGGACAAAGCCUCCCAGUAUGUUUGUGCCCUGGGACGUGGCUGUUCUGGGCCAGCAUCUAUCUAAUACCUCAGCCUUGUGAGAUCACAUGCUUUCUUUUUCCUGCAUUCUUGAAUGUCUCCUUUCUGGAACAUUCCAACUUUCCUUUUGACUGUCUCAGGACUGGGCUCAGCUGUGCAGAGCCCUGCUGGAAGUUGGAGGCUGGCCCUAGGACGUUUGGCCUGUUCCCCUCUGCCAGCGCCGUGCUUUCCUCAGGGCUGUUGGGAGUGUCCUCCCCUCCCGCCCCCUCCCCUGGCGCUCCUCCCAGCUAGUAUCUCAGGUCUCAUGCCCACUUUUCCAGGAAGCUGGAAGCCACAGGAAAGGAUGGAUGGCUUCUGGCCCUCAUUGCAGUUUUUCUUUUCCUGGAACACCUUGGGUGCAGUCAUAGCCCUGUUUCCAUCUAUCUUUUCCACCUGUGCCACCCCUGUCCGAUCCCAGAGCUUGGCAUGAGGGCUAGGCUAGUUCCUGUCAUUGGCAGGGAGAGGUCUUGUACCAGGCAGAGCUGCCACCCUGCUGGCACAGCUUCCUGCAGACCCACUGCCCCCACCCAUUACUGGGCCCCUAUGGGGCUGCAGGGAAUGUUCUCUGACAUCUGUUCUGUUGUUUAAAUGAAAUGCCCCAUUUUUUAAUUUUGAAAGCUAUGAGGUUACCCUUGCUUCCCCAACCCACAGAAACCAACUCUCACCAUUCCACCACUCAUUUGUUUGCCAUAGAAAAAGACCGGAUCCAGUGGCUUUUUUACCCCCUCCGUUAUUUUCUAGGCAGCAGCCUGCUACACACAGAAGUCUUUUGUUGUUUGACGCAGUCUGUGUGCUUUGGGAAUAGCUCAUGUGGUACGACCAACUCUGGCGACAAUCCUGUGUUUUUUUGCAUCAAUUAAAUCUUUGCAGGUCCAUUUUCUACAAGGCA